Molecule: messenger RNA, 781 nt
Organism: Ectocarpus siliculosus
Lineage: Eukaryota; Phaeophyceae; Ectocarpales; Ectocarpaceae
Source: the annotation of a GenBank genome assembly
CUCAAUCUCUCUUGGCAACUAUCCUGUCGUGUGUUAUACUAUGAGGGCGCUGGCAGUGUUGACUCUUGCGGCCGCGGCCAUCCCGCUCAAUGCCCAGUUCGGCAUGCCGCCCAAGCCAAAGAGCGACCCAGUCAAAGGCGACCUGGCCGCAAUAAAGUGCGGGGUCUGCCAAGGCCUGGCGGAGCACCUUUACGAGAAGGUGGCGGAGAUGCGGGAGGCGGCGCCUUUCGGAAAGGUUCAUGAAGACGAUAUCUCGACGGUGAUAGAGGGAGCCUGCGACCCCGCAACUAAGGAGGGUCGAUGGAUCACGGAGUACGACAUCGUGGAGGAGGGGGGAUAUCUCGAGUUGAAGAAGCAGGACAGCUUUUCCCACUGCAAGGAAGAGUGCGAGACCAUUGCCAAGAGCUGCACGGUGCUGGUGGAUGACGAGUUGGACGUUGAGGAGGUGGUGGUGGCACUAUGGAAGAACAAGCUGGGAUUAUCGGAGCUUCAAAAGGCAGCUUGCGGGGAGUGGAGCGAUCGGUGCUCGGGGAAGAAGCGCGUGAAGGCCCCGAAGGACCGCCAGGAUUACGAGUUCGAACCGAAGACGGCGAAGGACUUCGAGGUGGCGGAGGCGAUGGAGAGGCUGCAGAACUCAAUGGGCGGGAUGGGUGGGCCGGGAAUCUACGGCCCGGAUGAUCUCGCUGCGAUGGACGCGAUGAUGUCGCAGAUGGGCGACAUGGGUCAAGACCCAUUCGCGGACGACUUUGACAUGGGGGGAAUGGGCGGCAUGGAGUUCUGA